AUAAUUAAAUACACGAAGGAGAGGAGCGAUAGCUCGUCGUCAAUUUCAACAAAAGAAGAAGAAGACUGAAAGCUUCUCGAAGAUGUCGGAGUACGCUAUGGCUCAGAAGAGUGCCCUGAAAUUAAAAGGCGUAGGAGCGGUUUCAUCUGGAAAAAAGAAGAAAAAGAAGGAUAAAGAGAGUAAGCAUCGCCUGGAGCAGGUCGUCACCAGUCAAAACGAUGAAGAGGUGAAAACGAAGAAAGCAUAUAUUGACAAAAGGACACCGGCACAAAUUGCCUUUGACAAGAUGCAAGAGAAGAGGCAAAUGGAGAGGAUUUUGAACAAAGCAUCAAAGACACACAAACAUAGAGUUGAGGAUUUCAAUCGCCACCUGGACACCCUGACAGAGCAUUAUGAUAUUCCCAAGGUCAGCUGGACCAAAUAGAACUGGGGCAAAUGUUCACUUUGUUGUUUUUUUUUACUGCUUGUACAAAAACAUUGCUUUUUUUCCCCCUAAAUGUAUAUUUGUCAUUAGCCAGCUUUCUAUAUAUCUACAAUUAAAAUUUGUUCAACUGGCAUUCUUUUAUUCUUUUGUUGUAUAUCUUGCUCUAUACAAUAAAGGAUUUGUGUAAACUUA
Molecule: messenger RNA, 616 nt
Organism: Lates calcarifer (barramundi perch)
Lineage: Eukaryota; Metazoa; Chordata; Actinopteri; Centropomidae
Gene: fam32a
Product: family with sequence similarity 32 member A
Exons: 4
Coding region: 83-424 (113 amino acids)
Cellular component (GO): nucleolus
Source: RefSeq, a predicted model, not a curated record